AUGAGUCUUUCCUUCGCUACGAAACCGGUACAGGUUAAUGGAAUUCCCCAUAGGAUUCUUUUACAGAAUGACAAUGGGCCCUGUGCCCUAUUAGCAUUGGCUAAUACAUUAUUACUAGCGCCCAGAUAUGCUGCUGAGGCAAGAGAAUUGGCGACCCUAGCUCAACAUAGUUCUGUUAAAUUGGAAGAUUUAGUUCAAGUUCUAGCUAAUAUAGCUAUAAUGAGCCCCAAUGGUGCCAAUACCGAUGUUAAUCAGUUGUUCCAAAUAUUGCCACAAUUACAUACUGGACUUAACGUCAACCCAAUUUUUAACGGUUCCUUUGAAGAUGGCAUUGAAAUGGCAAUCUUCCGUCUUUACAACGUAGGAAUUGUUCAUGGUUGGAUUAUCGAUGGUGAUAGCGAUCCAAUCGCUAGGGAACAUGUAUCCAAAUAUUCAUACGAGAGUGCUCAAAAAAUUUUGCUACAAUCGUAUGAUAUCCAAAAUGGUUCUUAUAGCCCACAUAACAGUCAAGAAAUCAUCGAAGAUGCUAAUUACAUCAGAUCGUUCCUGGCAAGAUCUGCUACGCAGUUGACAGAUUACGGAUUAGUACAUCUAAAGGAAAUUUUAGUGGAAAAAUCCUAUGCUGUACUCUUUAGAAAUGAUCAUUUCUCAACGAUUUACAAAUACGAAGGUGAGUUGUUUACAUUGGUAACAGAUUUGGGCUAUAAGAACAGACCAGACAUUGUUUGGCAAUCCUUGAAAUCUGUUAAUGGAUCUGCAGAUGUAUUUUAUACCGGUAAUUUCAUCCCUGCUACACAAGCUGCUCAAGAGGGUCCAGAACAGCCAAUUGAUUCAGAUGCUGCUGUUGCUACAGGAGCAACUUCAAAUCCUGCAGUAAAUGGUGGUGGGGUUAACAACCCAUUUUUGGGUGAAGGUGAAAGUGAAACAUCUGCGCCAUACCAAUUACAACAGAUUGAAGAUGAUGAAGCACUAGCAAAAAGAUUGCAGGAGGAGGAAGAUGAUCGUGCAGCUACGAACAUGCAGAGAAGUUACCAAAGGAGAGAGAAGAAGAAAACGGUAGCUGAGAAUGGGAAUGGCAAUGGUGAUGGCAACGAUACCAAGUCAAGGAAGAGAGAUAAGAUUAAGAAGAGUUGUAUUAUCAUGUAA
This is a messenger RNA of Zygosaccharomyces rouxii, 1146 nucleotides long. RefSeq names its product MINDY family deubiquitinase. Lineage: Eukaryota; Fungi; Ascomycota; Saccharomycetes; Saccharomycetales; Saccharomycetaceae. The record is from RefSeq and is a predicted model, not a curated record. The coding region runs from base 1 to 1146 and encodes 381 amino acids. Gene Ontology annotation, biological process: protein K48-linked deubiquitination. Gene Ontology annotation, molecular function: cysteine-type carboxypeptidase activity; cysteine-type deubiquitinase activity; K48-linked deubiquitinase activity. The transcript has a single exon. Gene Ontology annotation, cellular component: cytosol; cell periphery.